Molecule: messenger RNA, 3431 nt
Organism: Periophthalmus magnuspinnatus
Lineage: Eukaryota; Metazoa; Chordata; Actinopteri; Gobiiformes; Gobiidae
Product: RAS guanyl-releasing protein 1-like
Exons: 16
Coding region: 98-2566 (822 amino acids)
Biological process (GO): Ras protein signal transduction; positive regulation of GTPase activity
Cellular component (GO): plasma membrane
Molecular function (GO): guanyl-nucleotide exchange factor activity; calcium ion binding
Source: RefSeq, a predicted model, not a curated record
CACUGAGGCUGUGCUGAAUGUAAAUAGUGUAACGCGCACUGACGAGUCAGCACAAAGCAGCUGAGAGCGCGCCGGGAGCAGCGCACACAGCGAUGAAAUGCUCCCAGGGAAAAGGACGCAAAUGGACAGCCUCGUUCAGCCGCUCGUCGCCCAGUACCUCGCCAUGGGAUGUCAGGCAAAAGAGAACAACCCGAACCAAAAUAUAACAACUGAGGGCAAAGAUGACACGAAAGUGGCUCCAGGAUGUGGGUCCAAAUCUAGAGUUUCUCCUCCUGGAAGAGCUCACCGCUUCCACAGGCACACUCCGGCUCAGAACGCUCCCAGCAAACCCAACAUGCCUCUGGGCCUCCUCACCAAGGGGGCCAGCUGGGACGAGAUCAUCCAGGCCUGUCUGCAGUCCUUUGAUUCAAACGGCUGUCUUACUGGGAGCAGCCAUCUGUUGAACAUCACGCUGACCAUGCACCGGCUCCUCAUGUCUCCCGAUGACCUUCUGGACAAACUACUGCUCACAUUUAAAACAGCAAUGGACAAUGAAGAACCAGCGGAGUGUAAGAAGAUCUGCUUCCUCAUCAGACAUUGGAUCCAGGAGUUCUGGAUGAUGUUUCGCCUGCACCACAGCCUGACCGACAGCUUGGACCAGUUUCGUGAGCUGCUCCGAGAGCAGGGACAGGAGAGUCUAUGCUCACUUCUUGAGACCAAAUGGAUAAAUGAAAGAGACUGGUCAUGGAAGGCAAGCACAAAAAUCAAAGCCAACAGCAGUAAAAAGAGGAAGGUGUCCCUGCUUUUCGAUCACUUGGAGCCGGACGAGUUGGCUGAGCACCUCACCUACCUGGAGUUUAAGUCGUUUUGCAGAAUAUCAUUUAUGGACUAUCAGAGCUACAUCCGUAAGUGCUGCUUGAAGGACAUCCCUGUGAUGGAGCGUUCCAUUGCCCUGUGUAACGGUGUGUCUCAGUGGGUGCAGCUGAUGGUGCUGAGCAGACCCACAGCACAGCUCAGAGCUGAGGUCUUCACCAAGUUCAUCCACGUGGCUCAGAGUCUCCAUGUCAUGCACAACUUCAACACACUAAUGGCCGUGGUUGGAGGCUUAUGCCACAGCUCCAUCUCCAGACUAAAGGACACCACCUCACACGUGCCCAGUGAAGUCACCAAGGUACUGAAUGAGAUGACCGAUCUCCUCUCCUCCCGGCGUAACUACGACAACUAUCGUCAGGCUUACCACAAAGUCACUGGCUUCAAAAUCCCCAUUCUGGGCGUCCACCUCAAAGACCUGAUCUCUGUGAACGAGGCCAUGUCGGACUAUGUGGAGGACAACAAGGUCAAUGUCCAGAAGCUCCAAGCGCUCUACAACCACAUCAACGAACUGAUCCAGCUGCAGCAGAGCCCCCCCAGGCUGGACGCUAACAAAGACCUUGUGCAUCUGCUGACCCUGUCUUUGGACCUAUAUUACACUGAAGAUGAAAUUUAUGAGCUGUCAUACACAAGAGAACCCAAGAACUGUAAAGCACCGGUGAGUGAAGGAAGCCAAUCACCCAAAUCUAUAAAUAGCUUUUUACAUAUUUUAUGUGCUUUGUUGUUGUUGUUUUUUUAUCAGCCAGCCACUCCCUCUAGACCUCCAGUGUUUGUGGACUGGGCAUCUGGAGUGGCCCCCAAACCAGACCCCCGAACCAUCAGCAAACAUGUGCAGAGAAUGGUUGACUCUGUGUUUAAGAACUAUGAUCACGACGAGAACGGCUUCAUCUCUCAAGGGGAUUUUGAGAAAAUUGCUGCUAGCUUUCCAUUUUCCUUCUGUGUCAUGGAUAAAGAGAAGGAAGGCAUGGUCAACAGGGAGGAGAUUACCGCUUAUUUCUUGAGAGCGAGUGUCAUCUGCUCCAAACUGGGGCUUGGUUUUGUCCAUAACUUUCAGGAGACCACUUACAUGAAACCUACAUUUUGUGACAACUGCUCAGGAUUUUUGUGGGGUGUCAUUAAACAAGGCUACAGAUGCAAAGAUUGUGGGAUGAACUGCCACAAGCUCUGCAAGGACCAGGUGGCGUUCGAAUGCAAGAAAAACACCAAAGUAGCCAGCGCCAUCGACAGUCCCACUUUCAGCUCCACGUCUGUCACCACGGGAACUUCAGAGGGUUCAGAGGACUGUCCGUUCCCAUAUCCAGAUGAGAUCAAAUACUGGAGCCCUUCUUCUCCUGUGCCUCAUCCAGGCCGGCUUCAGAGGGUUCACAGUGGGACACAGACCGACCUGACCCCCCUCACCUCUCCAGUGCAUGAACCUGCUCUGCUGGUGCCAGCCACAACCCCCACCCUGAGCUCCUGCCCCAGCCCUGUACCUCAGAGGAAACAGCGCCACUGUGCCAAGUGGGAGAACCGUGCUUCAAUGCAUCAGAAAACUAAGGAUUCAGAUGAGGAGAGCAAACCCACAUUUGAAACGCUGGAGGCAGAGAACCAGCGGCUUCAGAAUGUCAAUGAGAGUCUGCGCAGGAAGUUGAAGGAGACAGAGAGAGAGGUGGACAUCCUAAAGACACUGCUGAAGAGACAUGCUUUGCACCCAGUGGAGGAAGACUCCUCUUCAUAAGCACACACAGUAUACAGCCAACUACAUUCAACACAUGGACUGGGUUGCAUUCAUACAGUAGGCCUAAGAUAAUAGAGUGUGCAGUGGGAACCAUAGAAUCUGAAUGUGGUCUUUUACUAACAAAAAUUGUACUAGUUAUAAAGCUUAAAGGAGACUCAGUUGUGAGGUUUUCUGGUUAAUAUGAUGGUGCUUUACAGUACAAAAGGUAGAUGUAACUGUUUAUGGAGUGUGAUGGAGAGUAACUUUUUAAAGAGUUUUAAAACAUACAACUGUUCAGUAUGAUUGUCAUUGUUACCUACACCUCAUUCAGUUUCACUGAAAUCCAUCUCACGGUUUACCUGCUUUUUGUAGAAACACUGUGUUAAAAGUGCAGAUCUAAUCUGUGGCACACAUGAAAUUAUGUAUAUAAUAUGUGUUUUGCAGGGGAAUGAAGUAUGUUUUUCAUAUUAAAAUGCCAUGAUGCCAUAGUGAAUGAUAAGCCACAAAUCUCUUAAGUGCAAUAUAAAAUGUGUCAUGCAUUCUGGGGUCUUCAGCUGAAUACAUGCAGCUGUUCUGUAGUUUUGUUAAUAUGAAGGUUAUGGUCAUAUUUAUUGUGUGAAACACUACAUUAUGUCAUGUUUUGUAUACUGGUACUUUGAAAUAUUUAUCUUUGUUUGUGCCAGCAUCUUAGUGGACCUUUGGGGUUUUUACAAUGUAUUUGUACAAUUAUAAUAAUUACUAUGUGAUUGUUUUAAAAGUGACGUACUGUGAAUGUAAAUGUGGAUUGUACAUAUCAUAUUUACUGUGCCUGUGUAUGGAAGUGCCAUCUUUAUUAAUACUAUUUCUCUCAGUAUUAUGUAUCUUCUAAUAAAGAGAUUGGAAUAUA